This is a messenger RNA of Seriola dumerili (greater amberjack), 1368 nucleotides long. It is a transcript of the gene nrn1lb, whose product is annotated as neuritin-like protein. The transcript is spliced from 3 exons. Lineage: Eukaryota; Metazoa; Chordata; Actinopteri; Carangiformes; Carangidae. Bases 15 to 494 code for a protein of 159 amino acids. Gene Ontology annotation, cellular component: plasma membrane. Gene Ontology annotation, biological process: neuron projection extension; nervous system development. The record is from RefSeq and is a predicted model, not a curated record.
CGGGCACCGCAACUAUGCUGCUGCCCAUCGCUCUCUGUCUCGGCUUGGUCCCCGCGUCUUUCGGAGCUGCAGUUCCUGUUUCAUGUGGCUCCAUCUACAAGAGUUUUGCUCAGUGUUUACUCACGCUUGGGGACAGUUUGGUGGAAACACAAAAAGACCAGAGCACACAGGACAUUGAUGCAAUCUGCAGGUCCUGGAAUGCGUUCCAUGUGUGUGCUAACUCAGCUCUGGUCGGAUGUCCCGGAGAGCCAGCAGCCGUCUGGGAGUCUCUAAGACAAGAGUCCCGGAAGACGCAGUUUUCUGGAAACCUGUACGACAUGUGUGCCAGCCGCACCACCCUCCCACCCAGCACUGUGCCUGCACCCCAGAGCCCCCCCACCUCCGACCAGACCAACCAGGAAACACUGAAAGGGCAAACAUACAAGCACAGCCCGGCCCUCAGCACACUCUUGCUCCCUGUGUGCAGCACGCUACUGGUUCUGCUCAGGAGUUAGUCAGCUGAUCAACCAAUGAGCUGGUCAUCACAGAGUCCUCCACCCCCUAUGGUCCAAACACGCAAGGGUAAACAUGCUUCACAAAUCAGACUUGUCGUGAUUACAUAUCGAUCCUUAAAUCAGGAUUUCAGAUGGAUCAUAAUGAAGUAUUUGGUUCUGUGUUUCUUACAUGGACAAGGAGGUAUAUCUACUAUAUUUAGACAUUAACUGAUCAGAUCAUUACUGUAAUGAUUUUAUAUGCCUCGCCCUCAGAGAGGACAAAAAGGGCAUAAAUAUUUAGAUUAUCCAUACUGGUUUUUGCUAAAAAAUGACACUUUCAUAGACACGAGGACUGCACAUAUACAGUCCAAGUGUUAAAUUAAAUUUAUGUCAUGCACUAUUGCUUGUUUAUGCUAUUUCUGUCUGGAGUAGCAAAGAGUUUAAUCCAGGGAGAGAAGAGGAAGGCCCUCCUAUUACUGAGUUCUCUUAACUGAGAGAAAAACCUUGCCAAUAAGCUCAUAGUAAUAGUACACACCUCAAUUUUUUAUCAUUACUACAGUAAAUCAGUAAUACAGGGUGAUUUUUAGGACAAGAGAGAGUUGAGCGAUUUUUUUAAUGGCAGGCGGUCAGAUCUGUGAUCCAAUCAGGUGUGACCCAGAGGAGAGUAUUAUUACAAAGGGCAAAACAGUGUCUUAGUGCAGAUGGCUUAAUUCAUCACCGUGUAUGACUGGUUUAAGGUCAGAAAAUUAGAUUUGUGUGCGGAAGGAUUCUUUGCAGUGUGUGCAUGUUGUUGCUAAAUUUUUAUCACUUGUUUAAAGCUGUGUCAUUUCAUGUGACUCCUCUCUGGUUUUCCCGUUCUUUUCAAGAAGUCACACUGUAUGUUGCUUUUUCUACU